AUGGUCGGUGUAUGGAGGGAACUGGUGCCAAUGCAUUUGGUGCGGGCUCCUGCGCCUCUGGGGCCGGUGGGAGGGCAGCUUUGGCGGGCGUGUGCACUCAGCAGUAGGCGGAGCGGGCUGGAGAGUCUUCUGGAGCCAGUUUUACCAAACAACUCAGCACUGAUUAAGUUUGAAAAAGUGAACUGCACUGAAGGAGCGGCGCUGAAGAGAGCCAUCGGAUCCAAGGACACGGAUAAUUGUCCUCCUGCAUUCCCCAUGGAGUCGUACCGAGUGACUGGCAUGCCCAACACUGGGCCACAGCGGGUCUACACUCAGCCCUCGCGCUCCUCCAGGACAAACACUAAUGUGGCUGGCAGCUAUGGCCUCAGCAUUCGUGUCCAAGGCAUAGAUGGACACCCCUUGUCCCAGUCUCAGUCUUCCAGUAUGGACCGUAUACAUUCUCCACAGCCCCCUAUGUCCUCUGACACACCUGCAGCUCGGCCUCAGCCUUCGCUGUCCUUGAACGUAGCUCAACCGCAGGUGGCUCAGCCACAGUCUAAAGCUCGUAGCUCAAACAUCAUUACCUCUCAGUCCAUGUCCCCUCAGCCCACAGCGUUAAAUAAUGCCAGUGAUGGGAACCAUCGAGAGCCAGAUGUUCUUCCUCUGAGGAGAAUAGACUCCAGUGGGCCGGUGCUUCAGCCCUCACGCUCCCGACACUCAUCCUCCUCCUCCACAAACACCUCCAAAACACAUUUUGAUGAACAAGAUCCCUUGUUUACUGACGCUAUCAAUCGACAUAAGAACCGCCGCUACAUCCCCUUCCUUCCUGGUUCAGGCAGAGACAUUGACACAGGCUCUAUCCCUGGAGUUGAUGAACUGAUUGAAAAGUUUGACAGCAGCCAGCAGAGGAGGGGGCGAGCUGGGCGUAGAAACAGAAUCAACCCAGAGGACCGCAAACGCUCUCGUAGCGUGGACAGUGCCUAUGGACUCCGAGAAGGAUCUGGCUACACCAGGGGGACCUCCAUGGAGCAUGUUCUAAGACCAUCGCAGCUAAGGAAGUCGGUGAGCGGUCAUCAGGACUCGUGGAUCACAUCUGUUGAUGGAAAACCAGACUCGAGGCCUUCAUCCAGAGCCAACAGUGAACCAGGGUCCCCCCAGAGCACUGUCUCCAAAACGCUGAGCUCCAUGAAAGGGUACAGAAACCCACAGACACGCACAUCAUACACAAAAAGUGAAGGUGGAGCCUCCCCUGCUCCUAAUAUUUCUACAACUGCUUUAUCAACGUCAUUGUCCAAGCAGUCUGCAACAUUAAACAAGAAGACCACUGCAGAGGCAGAUGUUCAUGUCACACCUGAUCUUUUAAAAGGUCAACAAGCACUAUCACAACAAACUCAUGAAGAGACUGCAAAGCAAAUCCUCUUUAAUUACCUCAAAGAUGGAAGCAGUGACAGUGAUGAAACGACUAAGAGGAAGGUCAACCUAGUCUUUGAGAAGAUUCAAACGUUGAAAUCCAGGGCUACAGCCAGUGCUCAAGGCGACAACAAUACUGUAGAUAUUUCUGCACAUACCCGAGCCUUGCAAGGACAGAAUGCUGAGCUGGAAAAAGAACUCUCCAAGCUCAAAAAUCAACUGGAAGAACAAACAACGAAAAAGACUGAGAGAAGAUUAACAUCAACCUUGAAGGAGCUGCAGCACGAGCAACAGAAAAGCGAAGAAGAAUGCCAACGUCUGAAAGGGAAAGUGACCAAAGCGGAGACAGACCUCCAGACCACCGUGGAAGAGCUUUUCCAGGUGAAGAUGGAGCGCGAGCAGUACCAGACCGAGAUUCGAGACUUGCAGGACCAGCUGUCAGAAAUGCAUGAUGAACUCGACACGGCCAAGAAAUCAGCAGCUGACGGCGAGAGAGAUGCUCUGUUAACGGAUUUGAUGCAGUUAAAGGCCGAGCUACAGCAGACUCUCUUGGCCAAAGAGGACCAGGAAGAGCUGCUGCACCGGCGCGAGCGGGAGCUGACGGCUCUGAAAGGCGCCUUGAAGGAAGAGGUGUCUGCUCAUGAUCAGGAGGUGGACAAGAUGAGGGAGCAGUACGAGCUGGAGAUAAGCAGACUGCAGGCCACUUUGGAGGACACCAAGCAGACCAGCGCAGCCACCGUCCGAGAGAAGGCUGAGGUGGAGGCGGCGAAGGGGGCAGUAGAAGGACAGGCAGGGCGUCUGUCUCAGGAGGCAGAGAAAUUGCGCAGGCGGAUUCAGGAGCUGGAGAACGAAGUGGCGAAACUCAACCGGAUCAUCGACGAGGCCAAGCUGCAGGAGAGCCGGCUCACAGACAGAGUGACGCGACUCCAGAAAGAGAAGAAACAACUGGAGGAGUCACUGUCUGAAAUUAGAGAACAGGAAGAAGAAAUGUCUCGUGCAAAUCGAGCACUGACCGUUCGCCUGGAGGAUGUCCAGAGAAACUUCACCAAACUGGCCAAUGAACACAAGGACUUGGAGGAGCGGUUGCAGGAGGAGAAGGCUCAAAAGGAGCAGUUCAAAAACAUGAAAAACGAUAUUGAGGAUGAGCGGAGACUGCUGGACAGAACGGUGGAGAAACUUCAGAAGGAGAUGAAUGAUAUUGUAGAUGCCUCGCAGUCGUCUACCCGUGAACUACAGGAGCAGAUAGAUAUUUACAAAGAGAAGAAUCGGCGAGAGCUGACGGAGCUGCAGAGGCUUCUGAAGGAGAGGACCCAAGAAGCCGACAAAUAUUUCGUCUCUGCAAAAACGCUCCAAGAUGAGCUGUUGCACAAAGAGGCCGACCUGCAGAAAUGUCUGAAAGUGCGAGACGAGGCCAUCCUGGAGAAAGAGGCUCUAGAGCGAAAGCUUCAUGAUCUGGAAAUUGAGGCUGAGACUCGUAAUAACACAAAGGAAGACACAAGCAGACAUGUGAAGCUGCUGGAGGACAGAGUGGCUCAGCUCGAGAUGGACCUGGAUGAAGAGCGCCAGAGUGGAGACCAGCUUAUGAACAGGAUCGACCGAGGACGGGAACAGGUGGAGCAGAUGAGGAAUGAACUCCUGCAGGAGAGGGCCAGCAGACAGGACCUGGAGUGUGACAAGGUGGCUCUGGAGAGACAGAAUAAGGACCUAAAAAGCAGAGUGACUCAUUUAGAGAGCUCCCAGAAGUCCAACAAAGAGGGUCAGAUCUCCCAGCUGGAGGGACGAGUUCAGGAGCUGGAGGAGCGACUGGAAGCGGAGGAAAGGGAGCGUGGAAACCUGCAGCUGGUGAAUCGGCGCCUGGAGAGAAAGGUGAAGGAGAUGGUGAUGCAAGUGGAAGAGGAACAAAACGCGUUGCUGGAUGAAAAGAACCAGUUGAACCUGCGUGUCAAAGCCCUGAAGCGGCAGAUGGAUGAAGCCGAGGAGGAGAUCGACCGCUUGGAGAACGGCAAGAAGAAACUACAGCGAGAACUUGACGAUCAACAGGAGACGAACGACCAGCUCCAGAGCCAGCUCAAGGCCAUGCGCAGUGAGAUGAGGCGAAAAAGCAGCUCGGCGCCGCUUCUGAACACUCUGGACGACGAAGAUGAUGAUGAUGAUGAUGAUGUCAGCACUGACGGAGAGACGUAUUUCAGAUCCACACUGAGCUACAAGCGCUCCUCCAGCCAGGACAACAUACUAUCCUCAUUUGCCAUCCUGCAGCCUGUGGACCUGGACACAGCUCAUGGAAGGCGAGUGUGUGGGGAGAGGAAAGGGUGGGAGGGUCCCCUGCCAGAGGAAGAGAAGCAAAGAGUGGACACAACAAGAGACAUGCUUCGCUACGGAUCAGGGCGAACUGUGUCCAGCACCACGACCACCACCGAGGACUCUCCAGAGUCAGAGAGGAAGUUCAGGCGGCUCAGGUUAACGCUUCAUGCAGGAGAGAAUGGGAAAACAAGAGACACGUCUGAACAAAAUAAAGAUGCAAAGGAGACGUGGAAGAAGAAGAAUGGGUUGAUCCACAGAGAGAGGCCAGCUGGGAGGGAGUCGCCUCAGCAGCAGCUCUCAGACGGGGCCAAUGGGGGGACCGAGUCCUCCGUGCAGUCUCAUGGGCCCAAAAUCUACGGCAUCGUGCAGACGACUGGCUCGGAUCGCCAACAGGAAGUGAUGGCGCGUGAGUGGAGCGUCAGUCACCUCCAGAAUGAGAUGAGGUACAUCCGAGAGGUGAGAGAUUCACUGGAGAAGGUGCGAGAACGCAUGUACAGCCAGUUUGGAGGGAUGCAGCAGUCGAUGCAGAAGCUUACUCAAGAAAUUAAGACAUCCAACUCCAGAAGCAGGAGUUUAGAGGCGGAGGUGAGGGUUCGGACUGAAGCAAUGGAUAGUUUUGACCAAAUGAACAGCUCUCUCAUAUCAGCAAACAUCGGCCUACAGAAAUCCCUGCUGGAAAACUGUCAAAACAGAGUGGACCUGAGAGAAAACGUGAAGACAUUAAGGAGCAACUAUGAAAAAACCCAAGAAAAGCUGAGGGACAAAGAGAAGGAGCUGGCCUACGCACAGGCCGAGAACCAGACACUGAGGCUGCAGAUGGAAUCUUCGCAGGAGGCAGGCACUCGGGCGCUGCAUGAGCUCUCAGCCAAACUGAAGCAAGAAUAUGACAAAAAACUACGAGAGGAACAACUCAAACACAGGGAGGAGAUUGAAAACCUACAGGCACAACUGGACGAAUACAUCAGACGCCUUGAGGAAGCAGAGAAAACGAUCAAAAAUUCGGAGGCUAAGAUUGCAGAAAGAGACCAGCGGAUUCUGGAAGUAGAACGACUUCUUAGCUGUAUGGGGAAUGAAAAAAGCCAACUCCAAAAACAACUACAGAUCUCUGAGCAGCGCCUUCGCUUGCUGGAGUUGUCAGACACCACUGAUUCAAAUGUGGUGAAAAAGUCCAAACAACUGGAGGGUGAAGUCGCAGAUCUCAAAGAAAGAAUCAAACAUCUAAAUGACAUGGUGUUUUGUCAACAGAGGAAGGUUAAAGGGAUGAUAGAAGAGGUUCAAAUACUCAGAGCUCAAGUGGCCCAAAAAGACAUGUUCAUCUCGGAGCUCUUGGACAGGAUUGCCAUAGUUGAGUGCGAGAAUAAUGAGUUAGAGGACAACCUCAAGUAUUUUAUGUCCACACAGAAUGGGCCAAGGGAGGAUUUGGAAACAAGGGAUGUUGGAGUAGGGUGUAAUCUGCUCCCCAGAGAUGACCCAGAUAGGCUCAAUCGCGGGGACAUGUCCUGGACAGAACCACAGGGACAAGUGGGACAUCUGUCAACACGAACCAAAGCAGAUCUCCAAGAGCUCCUCCUGCGACAGGAAAAGAUCCUCUCAAACAAAAGGCUUAUAAAGACCCUUCCGGACAAAGGUGUAAAAAUUCAGGAGUUUGCCGGGAAAAUACGACAAGCACUUGCAAAUCAUGAAGAAGAAAAUACAACAUCAGCAGCAUCAGACAGAACUCCUUUGAACCUGGAGCAAGCGCCUGAGACUGGACUCGAGGAGGCCAUGGACAGCGUCACACUCGGCAAAGGCUCAAGUGCAGAGGACAAGAAUUCUGACCGUACAGUAAUGGAGAAUAAUUUAGUUAAAACACCAACAGAUCCUCCCUAUUUGAGUGUUAUAGCAAAGUCUGAAAAUACCCCGAUAAGAAAAUCUAAAUUCAAAACUAAUCAGCUUCUGGCCAAUGGUAGUUCUCCAGGUCCUCCUUCUCCCGGUGAGUCUGGGACGCCCUCUCCUCUGACAGCAGAAGAGCGACGAAAGCGCGACAGGAAACACCUGGAUGACAUCACAGCUGCAAAACUGCCUCCUUUACAUUACAGUCCUGUUCAGCUGCUUUCACUGGCAGAAUCAGCCGCCCUCCUUAAAGAGCAAGCCACCAAACAACAGGAGUUACAGGCCAAGCUGGCAGCCCAGAAGCUGUCGGAGGGAUUGAAGAUCUCUAUGGAGAGCUACACUCCCGACAGUGGCCCCACGGCUGCCUACCGAGAGGUUCACGAUGAUGGAGCCCAGCUCUCCUCAGAGGAAGACUGA
Molecule: messenger RNA, 5979 nt
Organism: Knipowitschia caucasica
Lineage: Eukaryota; Metazoa; Chordata; Actinopteri; Gobiiformes; Gobiidae
Source: the annotation of a GenBank genome assembly